This is a messenger RNA of Alligator mississippiensis (American alligator), 8751 nucleotides long. RefSeq names its product EMAP like 6 (gene EML6). Lineage: Eukaryota; Metazoa; Chordata; Crocodylia; Alligatoridae. Gene Ontology annotation, molecular function: microtubule binding. The record is from RefSeq and is a predicted model, not a curated record. Bases 511 to 6387 code for a protein of 1958 amino acids. The transcript is spliced from 41 exons.
CGGACCUGUCAGGGGGCUCCACCCAGCCUCGGGGCUGGGGGCAAGGAUUUAACCUGCAAUUCCAAUGCACUUUCCCCCUCUGGUCCCCACCCCCCUCCUCCAUCAGCUGGCAUGAAAAAGAAAAGGGGGGUGGGAAUGAAUCCGAGAAGCUCCUGUGUGCAGGAAGUUACUUUGCCAGGGCAGAGAGCAGCCCGGCGCGGGGUGGGUUUGGGCGUGUUUGUUGUCCCCAACGAGAAGUUGUCUGGGUUGCAGAGCAGACGCCGCUCGCCUCGGGCAGCAGCAGCAGCAGAUUAUGGUGGGAGCGCAGCAGGGCUAGCAGCAGCAGCAGCAGCAGCAGCAGCGGUGGCGGCGGCAGUUCCCAGCAGACCUGGGCUGUGAUUGUGUGGUUUGCUUCCCCCACCCCCUGUUGCAAACCCCCGGGGGAAGCGCAGGCUGAGGAGCCGAGCGGGCAUCGCGGAGGGGGGCCGGGGUGGGUGGCGCGGGCUGGCUGGGGAGAGGGCACCGAGUAUCAUGGCGGAUCGGACAGCUCCUAGAUGCCAGCUCCGCCUGGAGUGGGUGUACGGGUACAGGGGGCAUCAGUGCCGCAACAAUCUGUACUACACGGCCGGCAAAGAGGUUGUGUACUUCGUGGCUGGAGUCGGGGUGGUGUACAACACCAGGGAGCACAGCCAGAAAUUCUUCCUGGGACACAACGAUGACAUUAUCAGCCUUGCAAUACAUCCAGAUAAAACUCUGGUAGCUACAGGACAGGUUGGGAAGGACCCAUACAUUUGCAUCUGGGAUUCCUACAGCAUACAGACUGUUUCUGUUCUCAAGGAUGCACAUACACAUGGAGUCGCCUGCUUGGCUUUUGAUUCAGAUGGCCAGCGUUUAGCUUCAGUGGGACUGGAUGCCAAAAAUACAGUCUGUAUUUGGGAUUGGAAGAAAGGAAAACUGCUGGCAACAGCUACAGGCCAUUCAGAUAGGAUUUUUGAUAUUUCCUGGGAUCCGUAUCAACCAAACAGAGUGGUUAGCUGUGGAGUGAAACAUAUAAAGUUCUGGACAUUGUGUGGAAAUGCAUUGACAGCAAAAAGAGGAAUAUUUGGCAAGACAGGGGAUCUCCAAACUAUCCUUUGCUUAGCAUGUGCAAAAGAAGAUGUCACAUACUCUGGUGCUUUAAAUGGAGACAUAUAUGUUUGGAAAGGGCUGAACUUAGUUCGCACAAUUCAAGGAGCGCACAGCGCUGGAAUUUUUAGUAUGUAUGCUUGUGAGGAAGGUUUUGCCACUGGUGGGAGAGAUGGUUGUAUUCGGUUAUGGGACACCGAUUUCAAACCAAUUACUAAAAUUGAUCUCAGGGAGACUGAACAAGGAUACAAAGGUUUGUCCAUCCGAAGCGUUUGUUGGAAAGCAGACAGACUUUUAGCAGGGACACAGGACAGUGAAAUAUUUGAAGUGAUAGUAAGAGAGAGAGAUAAACCAAUGCUGAUAAUGCAGGGUCAUUGUGAAGGGGAGCUCUGGGCUUUGGCAGUCCAUCCAAAGAAGCCUUUAGCUGUCACAGGCAGUGAUGAUCGAUCCGUACGGUUAUGGAGCCUUGCUGAUCAUGCCUUGAUUGCUCGCUGUAAUAUGGAGGAAGCUGUACGCAGUGUAUCUUUUAGUCCUGAUGGAUCCCAACUAGCUCUUGGGAUGAAAGAUGGCUCCUUUAUCGUUCUCAGAGUAAGAGAUAUGACAGAGGUAGUUCAUAUCAAAGACCGAAAGGAAGUAAUUCAUGAAAUGAAAUUUUCGCCAGAUGGCUCUUACCUUGCUGUGGGUUCUAAUGACGGCCCUGUGGAUGUCUAUGCAGUUGCUCAACGGUAUAAGAAAAUUGGAGAAUGUAAUAAGUCAUCUAGUUUUAUUACUCAUAUUGACUGGUCUGUGGAUAGUAAAUUCUUGCAAACCAAUGAUGGUGCAGGAGAGCGACUGUUCUACAGGAUGCCAUCUGGAAAGCAUUUAACCAACAAAGAGGAGAUCAAAGGAAUUCACUGGGCUUCAUGGACCUGUGUGAUAGGGUCUGAGGUGAAUGGAAUUUGGCCCAAAUAUACUAACAUCACAGAUGUCAACUCUGUAGAUGGAAAUUACGGUAGCUCAGUGCUUGUGACUGGAGAUGAUUUUGGAUUGGUUAAAUUAUUCAGAUUUCCUUGCCUAAAGAAAGGAGCUAAAUUUAGAAAAUAUGUUGGCCACUCAGCCCACGUAACUAAUGUCCGGUGGUCACAUGAUUUUCAGUGGGUGUUAAGUACAGGAGGUGCUGAUCACUCUGUUUUUCAAUGGAGAUUUAUUCCAGAAGGUGUAACAAAUGGAAUCCUUGAAACUGCAUCCCAAGAGGGCAGUAUCGAUUCGCAUAGUGAAGAAUCAGAUUCUGAUUUGUCUGAUGUGCCAGAGCUUGACUCAGAUAUCGAACAAGAAGCUCAAAUCAACUAUGAUCGCCAGGUUUACAAAGAAGAUCUACCUCAGCUGAAACAACAAAGUAAAGAAAAAAAACAUUCAGUGCCCUUCCUUAAAAGAGAGAGAGCGCCUGAGGACAGUUUAAAAUUGCAGUUUAUACAUGGUUACAGAGGCUAUGACUGUCGAAAUAAUUUGUUCUACACACAAACUGGAGAGGUAGUUUACCAUAUUGCAGCUGUUGCUGUUGUGUACAAUAGGCAACAACACACCCAAAGACUGUAUCUUGGUCAUGAUGAUGACAUCCUCAGCCUAGCUAUCCAUCCAGUGAAGGACUAUGUUGCUACUGGACAGGUUGGAAGAGAUGCUGCUAUUCAUGUAUGGGAUACCCAGACACUAAAGUGUUUAUCAUUGCUGAAAGGCCAGCAUCAAAGAGGAGUAUGUACCCUGGAUUUUUCAGCUGAUGGAAAGUGUUUGGCAUCUAUUGGGCUGGAUGAUAACCACACCAUUGUGCUUUGGGACUGGAAAAAAGGAGAAAAGUUAGCAACAACCAGGGGCCACAAAGACAAAAUAUUUGUAGUGAAGUGUAAUCCACAUCAUGUAGACAAGCUAGUCACUGUUGGGAUGAAGCACAUCAAAUUUUGGCAACAAGCAGGUGGGGGCUUUACAUCUAAACGAGGGACCUUUGGAAAUAUUGGAAAACUGGAAACUAUGAUGAGUGUUUCCUACGGGCGAAUAGAAGAGCUAGUAUUCUCUGGAGCUGCUACUGGAGACAUUUACAUUUGGAAAGACACACUGUUGCUUAAGACAGUUAAAGCCCAUGACGGACCAGUAUUUGCUAUGCAUGCAUUGGAUAAGGGUUUUGUAACAGGUGGAAAAGAUGGAAUUGUGGCACUCUGGGAUGAUAUGUUUGAGAGAUGUCUGAAGACAUAUGCUAUUAAAAGAGCAGCAUUAUCUCCUGGCUCUAAAGGUUUACUACUGGAAGACAACCCCUCCAUUCGUGCCAUUACCUUAGGACAUGGGCAUAUACUAGUAGGAACUAAAAAUGGAGAGAUACUUGAAAUUGAUAAAAGUGGUCCCAUGACACUGCUUGUUCAGGGACACAUGGAGGGGGAAGUCUGGGGCUUGGCAGCUCACCCUCUUUUGCCUAUAUGUGCAACAGUGAGUGAUGAUAAAACACUAAGAAUCUGGGAGCUUUCCUCCCAGCACCGCAUGCUGGCUGUGAGGAAACUCAAAAAAGGUGGAAGGUGCUGUGCCUUUUCUCCUGAUGGGAAAGCCUUGGCUGUAGGGCUGAACGAUGGGAGUUUUCUGGUGGUGAAUGCUGAUACUGUUGAAGAUAUGGUCUCUUUUCAUCACAGAAAAGAAAUGAUCUCUGAUAUCAAAUUUUCACGAGAUUCAGGAAAAUACCUGGCAGUGGCUUCCCAUGAUAAUUUUGUAGAUAUUUACAAUGUGCUUACCAGCAAAAGAGUUGGCAUCUGCCGAGGUGCUUCUAGCUAUAUCACACACAUUGACUGGGACUCAAGAGGAAAAUUAUUGCAAGUCAAUUCUGGCGCCAAAGAACAACUAUUUUUUGAAGCACCCAGGGGCAAAAGACAUAUUAUAAGAACUGCAGAGAUAGAGAAGAUUGAGUGGGAUACUUGGACAUGUGUUCUUGGUCCUACAUGUGAAGGAAUUUGGCCCAGACACAGUGAUGUCACUGUCGUAAAUGCAGCCAGCCUUACCAAAGAUGGAACCUUGUUAGCUACAGGAGAUGAUUUUGGUUUUGUGAAGCUUUUUUCAUAUCCAGUGAAGGGCCAACAUGCAAAGUUCAAGAAGUAUGUGGGUCACAGUGCCCAAGUAACCAAUGUUCGAUGGUUACAUAAUGACUCUGUGCUGCUGACUGUAGGUGGUGCUGAUACUGCUCUGAUGAUCUGGACCAGAGAGUUUGUGGGUAUCCAGGAGAGUAAACUGGUUGACAGUGAGGAGUCAGAUACAGAUGCAGAAGAGGAUGGAGGUUAUGACAGUGAUGUUGCGAGAGAAAAAGCUAUUGAUUAUACAACUAAGAUCUAUGCUGUAAGCAUCCGAGAAAUGGAGGGAACAAAACCCCACCAGCAACUGAAAGAAGUUUCAGCAGAGGAAAGGCCACCAGUUAGCAGAGCUGCUCCUCAACCUGAAAAACUGCAAAAGAAUAAUAUCAACAAAAAAAAGAAACUGGUUGAGGAGCUGGCUUUAGACCAUGUUUUUGGAUACAGAGGAUUUGACUGUCGUAACAACCUUCAUUACCUCAAUGAUGGUGCUGAUAUUAUUUUCCACACAGCUGCAGCAGGCAUAGUUCAAAAUCUUUCCACGGGAAGCCAGAGUUUCUACUUGGAGCAUACUGAUGACAUUCUCUGCCUGACUGUGAAUCAACAUCCAAAAUAUAAAAACAUUGUUGCUACCAGCCAGAUUGGUACAACUCCUACUAUUCACAUAUGGGAUGCUAUGAAUAAGCAGACUCUUUCUAUGCUGCGUUGCUUCCAUACCAAAGGGGUCAACUAUGUUAACUUCAGUGCUACUGGCAAACUUCUGGUAUCAGUAGGAGUAGAUCCAGAGCAUACCAUCACAGUGUGGAGGUGGCAAGAAGGGGCUAAAGUGGCCAGCCGAGGAGGGCAUCUGGAGAGGAUAUUUGUUGUUGAGUUCCGCCCAGAUUCAGACACUCAGUUUGUGUCAGUUGGGGUAAAACACAUGAAGUUCUGGACAUUAGCUGGCAGUUCUUUGCUUUACAAAAAAGGAGUAAUUGGUUCCAUGGAAGAUGCCAAAAUGCAAACCAUGCUUUCUGUUGCCUUCGGAGCGACUAACCUUACAUUUACUGGUGCCAUAAACGGAGAUGUCUACGUCUGGAAGGAUCACUUUUUGGUUAGACUGGUAGCUAAAGCUCAUACGGGUCCAGUGUUUACAAUGUACACAACUCUUCGAGAUGGACUAAUUGUCACUGGAGGGAAGGAGAGACCGACAAAAGAAGGAGGUGCUGUAAAACUGUGGGACCAGGAGAUGAAGCGCUGCCGAGCUUUUCAGCUCGAGACAGGACAGAUUGUUGAGUGUGUGCGUUCAGUUUGCAGAGGAAAAGGCAAAAUUUUAGUAGGAACAAAAGAUGGGGAAAUACUUGAAGUAGGAGAAAAAAAUGCUGCCUCAAACCUGCUGAUUGACUGUCAUAUGGAAGGGGAGAUUUGGGGCUUAGCAACUCACCCCUUGAAAGAUAUAUUUAUCUCUGCAAGUAAUGAUGGAACAGCAAGAAUCUGGGAUCUCUGUGACAAAAAACUGCUGAACAAAGUGAAUUUAGGCCAUCCUGCUAGAUGUGCUGCAUAUAGUCCUGAUGGUGAGAUGGUUGCUAUUGGCAUGAAGAAUGGAGAAUUUGUCAUUUUAUAUGUAAACAGUCUUAAAGUCUGGGGAAAAAAGAGGGACCGGAAGUCAGCUAUUCAGGAUAUCAGGAUCAGCCCUGAUAACAGAUUUUUGGCAGUGGGUUCCCAAGAACAUACUGUAGAUUUUUAUGACCUCACUCAAGGCACAACUUUAAACCGGAUAGGCUAUUGCAAAGACAUUCCAAGCUUUGUCAUUCAGAUGGAUUUUUCAGCAGACAGCCGAUACAUUCAGGUAUCAACUGGUGCCUAUAAACGUCAAGUUCAUGAGGUGCCACUGGGAAAACAAAUAACAGAUGCUGCACUAAUAGAAAAAAUCACAUGGGCCACAUGGACAAGCAUUCUUGGAGAUGAAGUCAUUGGAAUUUGGCCACGCAACACUGAUAAAGCUGAUGUCAACUGUGCAUGCGUGACCCAUGCUGGCUUAAAUAUAGUUACAGGAGAUGAUUUUGGUCUAGUGAAACUUUUUGACUUUCCAUGCACAGAAAAAUUUGCCAAACACAAACGCUAUUUUGGUCAUUCUGCUCAUGUUACCAACAUCCGCUUUUCUCAUGAUGACAAGUACAUCAUAAGCACAGGAGGAGAUGACUGCAGUGUAUUUGUGUGGAGAUGCCUUUGAAAGGAAAACUCCCUGGCCUCUGCUGCUGCUGCAAUUACUCUACAAUGGCAGAAGACUGGAGAGUCAACACCUCUUCCCCUUUGGCUGCUGUUAUUUUAUUACACAAAUGCUGCAUGGAUUACCCAUUUUCAGAUGCGUGUGGUUACGAGUACUACUAUGAGCUUGCAUUUGGAAGGCUGCAAUGCCCUUGGAGAAGGCACUUGUUCGUAACAGCUGUUCCCAGGCCUGGGUGAUGAAGUGCUCCAUGCUUGAACUGCUUUUGCUAAAUAUUUUAUUGUUCAAACCACGUCAACAAAAGUACAGCUCAACAAGAAAGCUUGUGGGGCACAGUUGCCCUUUUGACUUGCAUAACUUUAAAAUUUAUUGUGGGAUUAUUUUUUGUUGGGUUUUUUUUGUUUAUAUACAUUCCAUCAGGAACGUUCACAAUUUUAAACGACUGCUAAAAAGUCCAGUGUGGAAUCUAAUGCGGGGUAAGCAAAGCUCUGCCUAACUUGCGCUGAGCACAGCUGGUCUCAUGUCUUAGGUCUCAGUAAGCCAACGAGCCAAGUAUUGCAUUUGAAAGCUCUUUUUUAAGUAUGUUCCAUUGGCCGUUUUCUCUCCACAAAGUGCCUUUGAAAAAGAUAUUUCCAAUAGUAAACAGGCUACAAUCUAGCCUUCCGCUAAUGUCUGCUUUCUACAUAUGGUGCUACAACUUUCACACUGAGGAGGGCUAAACACAAACCCCUUUUCCAAACAUGUAUGUGGGUCACCCAUAUUUUGCUUUACAGUUAAUACUUCCACAACUGAAUUACAACCUGUUCCCUUCAGGGGACUGACUAUACACCUUGUAAGAGCAAUUACUGAAUCUGGAGUGUUAGUGGCAGUUUACCAAGGGAUGGAGUGCAUCUGGCCCCAGAAAGUGAUAGAUUAAGCCCAGGCUUUUAAGCUCCACCCAGAGCCUGGAGGUGGGAAGCACACACAAAAAAUGUGUUUUAGGUAGUAGGAAAGAUAAAUAUAAAGUUCCACAGUAAGUGGCAAAGGAAGUUAAUGAAGUGCUCUAGACACUUCCAAGAAGUAUCAUUUCCCAUUAUUCAUAUAGCAGGGGGUAGAAAGAUGCUAACUGAAGGCCAUGAAGGAUGGGGAAACCAGUGGCAGAAAUAGCUUGACACCGUUUUCUAAUUUAACAAGGCUGCGCUGUUUAGCCACAGCAAACAGGCAGCUGUGGUGCUACUUAGUUUACUGGAAGCAUGAUGUUUCCUGGAAAGUACGGUGUCUCUUCCCUCAGCCCUACGUGGCCUGCAACAUCCUAUAGGAAUGGAUACCUGUACCCAAAGUCCUGCUGUGGAGCUGCUGUGUUGAAGUCAUAGACUCAUUCUGCUUAAACUGGAAACUAUUUUUUCCUCCUCCUUAAGAGCUUUUUUUGUACCUCAACAAUGAGUAAAGCUGGUAAAUUUUCCAACACAUUUAGUCAGAGAAUACCUCUCAAAACCAAGCCCAUGAAAGAGUUAGUUUUGAUGCACUGUUGUCAGGAAAGGAAUCAAACAUUUUUAUGAGAUUAAGACAUUCUGGUUUGGCAUUUUCUGAAUGGCAUGUUUCAAUUCUGUUUUAAAAUGCCUUUUUAAAUGUAGAGAGGUCUAUUCUAGGGUGGAAAGAAACAAACUUGAAAUGUUCUCACUGAUCAGAGAUGACCUUUUUGAACAUUUCUUGUGAAAUACAGAAUAGUAAUGAUUUCAGUCCAAUUCAGGAAAAUAACAUUUUGAAAUCAUAGAAAUAAACUCCAGUUCCCCCACACCUCUGAUGAGAAAGUAGCUGUUGAUUGUACAGUGUCUUUGGAAUGAUGGACAGUAGGGCCCAUUAAGAGAGUAAAUCAAUGUAUAUACAAAAAGCACACAAAAAAGUGCUUCAGCAACCUCAGUCUUUUGUUUGAAUUGAUGGAAUUUAUUAAUGCCUUACACUACUCUACAGAAGGUCAGUUUGUGCAACACAGAAGUCCCUAUGCAGUCUUAAUUUUUUUUUUUUAGGAAACUUUCUUCUGAAUUAAUAUAACCAUAUUGACUGGUGAUGUUGGUUGAGCACCUUCUUUGCCUAUGUUGUAAUGUUGGCCUUUCAUAUUGAUUGUAUCCUAAAUAAAAAUAAUUGUGUGGCAGAAUGAAUUGAUCAAUGGUGAUAUGGUAAAAAUAUAUAACAGCAAUAGUGUCUGUCAGGAAAACACUUAAAUAUGAUUUGUAUUUGUUUAUAUGGUCUGUUAUGUAUAAAUAUCCUCAAAAGUAAUACUGUAUUAUAUUGUAAAUUAAAAUAUUCAUGCAUGAAUUUAUUUUUCAAUGGCCAAGAUUAGUAUGAUUUCAAAACACCUGUGUGUCAAAUAAAUUUGGUUAUUAAUUUUCA